AUGUCGCUGCUGAAGCCGCCCACGCCCAUGGUGCAUCCGCCACAGCCACAUCAGCAUCCACAUCCACAGUCGCAACCACCGCCGCCGCCACGCCCCUUUUUGGCCUGCGAUCCAAUGCCGGCGGAGGCGGAGAUGGCCGACAUGGACUCCGAUUCGGAGCAGGAGCGUACGCAUCUGGACGACGAGGAUGCGGCCAUCGAUGUGGAGGCGGAUGAGGAGCAGGAGCCCGGCUCGCCACUACCAUCAGCCACGCCCCCCAAGGGCGGCCUUUGCCUGGAAAGCAAGGAGCAGUUCGGGCAGCACAAGGAGGUCAGCUCGCCUGCCGCGGAAAAAUCCGCCAACCAAAAGGCCUACUGAGCCAAAUCGAACCAAGUGGUGGCACGGAGGAGAAAGCUUUCCAAAAUAUGUUUCAGGGGUUUCACAUUAUUUCCUAAAGUGUAACAAAAAUUUAAAAUACAUUUGAGAACAAUGAAAUGUUUGGUUACCUUUCUUAUGUAAAGGUAAUUCAAAACAGUUAUUCAGCAUUCUGAAAAUAAAAUUGGAAAGGUUUUUUAUAUAUAUGUAUUGUAUAGUACAUAAUCAUCCCAGUUAGGAAUCAAAUUUAGAUAGUGCUUCUCCAAUCCGUGCACAACCACAUCAAUUGGUUUCAAGUUUUUAUGAUAGUUUGUUCCUAAAAUAAAACCCCUGUAAAUAUUAACAACUCAAGCUCCUUGUAAAUUUAAAUGUCUCUUGCUCAAUAAGUUUAGGCUUUAAAAAGCCCCGCGCCAUGUACAUAAAACCAAUGAAAAGUGGAUUGCGUGGGGCGCUUGAUUUUUCGUACCGUUUUUGUUUUUGGCUUUUGAAUCUUUAAAUUGCUGGUCAAAUGUUAGUUUAGUUCGAUAUGCUAAGCCAAGCUCUUUCUGGGCCAAGGCAAUCAAUGUUAGUUUAGUGCUAUUCGUAAGAUUAAGUGUGUCAAGCAAUUACCAAAUAAUUAGUUAAAUUAUUUAUACUUUUAAUCGAAUGUUAACAUAAUCCAAACUUCAACUGAAACCAAACCAAACUCAUAAGCGUACACACACACAGACACAUCGACAGACAAGAAAUGCUUAUAAAUAUACAAAUAACAA
This is a messenger RNA of Drosophila ficusphila, 1106 nucleotides long. Its product is annotated as POU domain, class 6, transcription factor 2-like. The record is from RefSeq and is a predicted model, not a curated record. The coding region runs from base 1 to 357 and encodes 118 amino acids. The transcript has a single exon. NCBI's taxonomy places the organism in Eukaryota, Metazoa, Arthropoda, Insecta, Diptera, Drosophilidae.